UUAAAGAAAAAGUCAACUAAAAGAAGUGGAGUCGAUCUAGGGCCUAGGGGAGGUGUUGUGUUCCUCGCAGUCAAAGCCUCUCCAAGUAGAAAACUCUUCAGACAUUAUUUAUAACAAAGAGAUAUAGACAAAGACUUCGAUAGUUCUCAGUUUGUGUAUCCACGAACUCUUCCAAAUAUUUUUUAAAACAUACAAAAGCCAAAACACAUUAUUUAGGGCAACUCGACGGAAGAUGCCGGAGUUAAGAGUGUUAUCGGCGUUAGAUGCGGCGAGGUUACAAUGGUACCAUUUCAAGGCGAUAAUGAUCGCCGGAUUAGGUCUCUUCACCGACGCUUACGAUCUCUUCUGCAUAGCUCCCAUCAUGAAAAUGAUCAGCCAAAUCUAUUACCACAAAGAUUCCAUCGGAACCGCCGUUCUCUCCAUCUCUUACGUCAUCGCACUCUUCGGCACCGCCUUAGGACAGCUCAUCUUCGGCUACUUAGGCGACCGUGUCGGGCGCCGAAAAGUAUACGGUCUCUGUCUCUUGAUCAUGGUGUUCAGCUCCUUCGGCUGCGGUUUCUCCGUCUGCACCACUCGCCGUUCUUGCGUCAUGGCGAGUUUAGCAUUCUUUAGAUUCGUCCUCGGGCUAGGGAUCGGUGGAGACUACCCUCUCUCCGCCACGAUCAUGUCGGAGUUCGCUAAUAAAAAGACGCGUGGGGCUUUUAUAGCCGCCGUGUUUUCGAUGCAGGGGUUGGGAAUCUUGAUGAGCUCAGCCGUGACGAUGGCUGUGUGCGAGGCGUUUAAGAUGGUCGGAGAGGGGAGUUUGGAGAAAAUGGAGGCGGCUGGAGUGGAGACUUUGGCUCCGGCGGAGUCGGAUAUUGCUUGGAGGUUGAUUCUGAUGAUCGGUGCUAUUCCCGCCGCGUUAACGUUUUACUGGCGAAUGCUCAUGCCUGAAACCGCCAGAUACACAGCACUAGUUGAGAACAACGCAAGACAAGCAGCAAAAGACAUGCAAAAAGUCAUGUCCGUAUCCAUGUCUCAAGUAGCCGAAGAUACAUUAUCGGAGACACUAGAACUACCACCAUCUACUUCUUCCUCCUACAAACUCUUCUCCCGCCGUUUCUUCAGCCUCCACGGCCGUGACCUCUUCGCAGCCUCAGCCAAUUGGUUCCUAGUGGACGUAGUCUUCUACACAAGCAACCUCCUCCUGUCUCAAAUCUUCAGUUUCUCCAACAAACCUCUCAACUCCACAAACGUCUACGACUCUGCCUUCGAGGUGGCUAAGCUAGCAGCCAUCGUAGCCGCUUGCUCCACCAUCCCCGGCUACUGGUUCACCGUCUACUUCAUCGAUAGAAUCGGUCGUGUCAAAAUUCAGCUUAUGGGGUUUUUCUGUAUGGCCGUUGUUUACCUAGUCGCUGGGGUUCCGUACAGUUGGUAUUGGUCUAAGCAUGAGAAGACUAAUAAAGGCUUUAUGGUUCUCUAUGGACUGAUCUUCUUCUUUAGCAAUUUUGGGCCUAACACGACGACCUUUAUUAUCCCGGCCGAGCUUUUCCCGGCUAGGUUUAGGUCAACUUGUCAUGGGAUAUCCGGAGCUGCCGGGAAGUUUGGGGCCAUUGUCGGGACGGUUGGUUUCUUGUGGGCCACGCAGCAUGAAGAAGAGGACAAAGGAGAAGUUUUUCCAGAGGCGAGACGCGUGAGGAUAGCGUUUUUAAUCCUUGGUGCAGUUUGUAUCGCUGGAGUCUUGGUGACGUACUUCUACACUCGUGAAACUAUGGGAAGGUCGUUAGAAGAGAACGAAGAGGACGAGAUUGAUUCCACAUGUGCAUCUUCUGGUAAUGAGUUAUUCCCUAUAGAAUAGUGAUUUUGAUAUCACAACACAAUCAAUCCUCUUUUGAUUGUCCUAUUCUAAUUUAACUCUGAAUUUCCUUGGUUUUGAUGUUUGAUAUACGUUAAGUUUUUUUUUGUUCUCGUGUUUAAUUGACUUCUUUUUUUUUAUUUGUUUUCUACUAUUUAAAUCCGUGCAUUUAAAACGGUAUAUGGAUGUCAAAGCUUGGUCAGCUUGACUCUAAACAUGAUUGAAUAUCACUCACUUUUGGUUGGGAAAGAAGCCACCUGGUUGCUUCCACAUAACCUUAUGGCUUACUAUUGUACCUCUUCAUCCCAAUGAAACC
Brassica napus (rape) is the source of this 2150-nucleotide messenger RNA. Its product is annotated as probable inorganic phosphate transporter 1-9. Gene Ontology annotation, molecular function: transmembrane transporter activity. Bases 233 to 1837 code for a protein of 534 amino acids. The transcript has 2 exons. The record is from RefSeq and is a predicted model, not a curated record. Gene Ontology annotation, biological process: transmembrane transport. Gene Ontology annotation, cellular component: membrane. Lineage: Eukaryota; Viridiplantae; Streptophyta; Magnoliopsida; Brassicales; Brassicaceae.